Molecule: messenger RNA, 2305 nt
Organism: Mugil cephalus (flathead mullet)
Lineage: Eukaryota; Metazoa; Chordata; Actinopteri; Mugiliformes; Mugilidae
Gene: rbm24b
Product: RNA binding motif protein 24b
Exons: 5
Coding region: 382-1092 (236 amino acids)
Cellular component (GO): cytosol
Molecular function (GO): mRNA 3'-UTR binding
Source: RefSeq, a predicted model, not a curated record
UAUUUUUUCACAGGAAGUGGUGCGCAACGUUGACUGCAUGAAUUCCCUCGGUGGGGCACCGCUCCAUGAUUCACACUUUGAGAAGCUGCAGCAGCUGUGCGUCAGUAGGUAGCCCGAACCAUAGCCUGGACGCGGCGCUUCGCUCUGGAUCUGGAUGGGUGGAGUUAAGUAUCUGUGUCACACACACUGACAACUGGGAAACCUUCACAACAAACUAACAGGUGUCCUCCUCGUCCUCCUUCAGACCCGCAGUCACACCACCGGGGGACCCUGACUGUCCGCGCCGCGCACUGAACGCUCUUCUUUCCUUGAUCUGACCUUUAAAAACUGCCUGGAAAAAAAAAAAACAGCAACAAAAAAUUUUAAUCCAAAAUCUCUAAAAUGAUGCACUCGGCGCAGAAGGACACCACUUUCACCAAGAUCUUCGUGGGAGGUCUUCCUUAUCACACAACGGACUCGAGUCUGAGAAAAUAUUUCGAGGUGUUUGGAGACAUCGAGGAGGCUGUCGUUAUCACCGAUCGGCAGACGGGGAAAUCCAGAGGUUAUGGAUUCGUGACCAUGGCAGACCGGGCUUCGGCUGACCGAGCCUGUAAGGACCCCAACCCUAUAAUAGAUGGAAGGAAAGCCAAUGUGAACCUGGCUUAUCUGGGGGCCAAACCAAGGGUCAUUCAACCAGGAUUUGCAUUUGGUGUGCCUCAGAUCCACCCGGCAUUUAUCCAGAGACCUUACGGGAUUCCUGCCCACUAUGUCUACCCCCAGGCUUUCGUCCAGCCCAGCGUGGUGAUCCCUCAUGUGCAACCUUCUGCUGCUACAGCGACAGCUGCCGCCGCCACUUCCCCAUACCUUGACUACACAGGAGCAGCUUAUGCCCAGUACUCUGCUGCUGCCGCCACUGCUGCCGCCGCCGCCGCCGCUUACGAGCAGUAUCCAUACGCGGCUUCACCAGCGCCAACAAGCUACAUGACUUCAGCAGGGUAUGGAUACACUGUUCAGCAGCCGCUCGCCACUGCCGCCACCCCAGGAGCUGCUGCUGCUGCUGCAGCCUUCAGCCAGUACCAGCCUCAGCAGCUCCAGACAGAUCGCAUGCAGUGAAACACGAGGGCUUCUUAGAGGAGGGGUGGAAGGAGAGGAAGGAGGUCACCUCCUCCCCAUGAAGAGGGUGGAGUUUGGAGGGUCAGUAGAGGCUGAACGACGGUUGUCACUCACAAGUUUUAACUUGUUUAACCUUCUACCAAAGAGCCUUCGGUAAAUGAGGAGACAGAUGAGGAGUUACUAAAAUGUUUUAUUCAAGUGAGAUGAGUAUUUUGGCACUAUUGGAUAUAUAUGAAUAUUUAUUCAGCAGUAAAAUGUUUCAUGUUAACUGAAGUCAGCUCACUGGACCUCAUGUCAACCAUUGCUGAAUUUUGUGUACAUAUUUAUAUAUAUAUUGCAAUGGAACUUGUAUAAAAAAAAAAAAAAAAAAAAAUCCCAAGUGCAUUCAUGUCUUAUGAUCAGGUUUUUUUCCACACUACUUUGAAGAUCAACCAAAACACUUUCACACAUGAGGACUGUAUGUCAUGUCAUCAUACAGUUUUGAGUAUUUAAUAGUUUUGGACCAUUAUUUUGUUUAGUAAAGAUAUGCAGACCUAGAGUUGUUUCAUUAGGACUGUUAUCUUUUUUAUAUAUAUAUAUAACCGUUUGGAGUGAGAUAGAUUAGACACACUCAGAUAGUUCUUUAGGAUGUUUUUUCUUGACAGUGCAUAACACAAAAUCUUGAGGUGACGGCUGAAGCCAGUAAAAGCACUCUUUUUUUCUUCCCAUUUAAUUUAAAACCUCAAGCAAGCUCAGCAAAAGGGAAGACACACUGUUGAAUGUGAAUUGUUCAUUUUGAUAAAAUGUUUCAUAAUGUGCCUUUUAAAUUAUGCUAUUUAUGUAUUUAUUAUGAAGCCUUACAGCAAUAAAUCCUUUGUUGUUUAAAAUGUUAGCAUGAAGCCUACUGUACAAAAUAUCCAGUUAUGCUGCUGCAUUUCUUAUGAUCAAGAGCAUACGAUGGAUAUUUGGCUGCGCUCUGUAUAAAGAACAAAUAAUAAGUGGAAAGGUAGCAAUAAGUCCAAAGCUUUUUUCUGUUUUCUGUAGAUUUAAUAUUGUCUUGAAUAGAUUCUUAACUCUUUGUCGCUUUUUAUACUUGUUUAAUAAAAGUGUGACAACUUUCAGAUUUCACGUCUUUUGACAUUAAAUGUUUUCUAAUGCAAAGGCAUUUUACCUUGUAAUGCAUGACUAAAAUGAUGCAGAUGUCUAAUUUGAGAAAUAAAUUGAAAUGUACGUA